This is a messenger RNA of Microthlaspi erraticum, 1443 nucleotides long. Lineage: Eukaryota; Viridiplantae; Streptophyta; Magnoliopsida; Brassicales; Brassicaceae. The record is from the annotation of a GenBank genome assembly.
AUGGAUAAACAGCCGGCGAGCAGUUGGAGUAUCCAUACCCGGCCGGAGAUAAUCGCCAAGUACGAGAUCUUCGAGCGAGUCGGAUCCGGAGCCUACGCCGACGUCUACAGAGCUCGCCGUCUCUCCGACGGUCUCAUCGUCGCGCUCAAGGAGAUUUUCGAUUACCAGUCGGCGUUCCGGGAGAUCGACGCGCUCACCAUCCUCACCGGAUCCCCUAAUGUCGUCGUCAUGCACGAGUACUUCUGGCGCGAGGACGAGAACGCCGUGAUCGUCCUCGAGUUCCUCAGGACGGAUCUCGCCGCGGUGAUCCGAGAUGCUAAACGGCGGAAGAAGGGAUCAGGCGCGGAGAAAUCGGAUGGGUUCUCGGUUGGCGAGAUUAAGCGAUGGAUGAUUCAGAUUCUCUCCGGCGUUGAUGCUUGCCACAGGAAUCUGAUCGUCCACAGAGAUUUGAAGCCUGGGAAUUUGUUGAUUUCUGAUGAUGGAGUGCUUAAGCUUGCCGAUUUUGGCCAGGCUAGGAUACUCAUGGAGAGUGAGAUUGUGGCUUCAGAUGAGAACCAGCAAGCAUACAAAGAUGGAGAAACCAGUAAAGAAUCACCAGAAGUGAUUCCUGACUACGAGAACUCGUCUCAGCAAGAUGGUCAUCAACGGGAAGCGAUGAGUAAAGACGAGUACUUCCGUCAGGUGGAAGAGCUCAAGGCUAAACAGGUUGUGAGAGAUGAUGCUACAGAUAAGGACUCGAACGUGCAUGACGGAGACGCAUCUUGCCUCGCAACGUGCACCGUUAGUGAGAUGGAUGAUGAUCUCGGAAGGAACUCUUUUUCUUACGAUGCUGAUGAAGCGUUUGAUGAGAAUGCACAAGGUUUAAUGACAUCUUGUGUGGGAACACGGUGGUUUAGGCCGCCGGAGCUGCUCUAUGGGUCGACGAUGUAUGGGUUAGAGGUGGAUCUGUGGUCGCUUGGUUGUGUGUUUGCAGAAAUUUUGUCACUUGAGCCUUUGUUCCCAGGGAUUUCAGAUAUUGAUCAGAUCAGUAGAGUGACCAACGUGCUUGGGAAUCUAAAUGAAGAGGUUUGGCCAGGUUGUGUUGAUCUUCCGGACUAUAAGUCGAUCUCGUUUGCUAAAGUGGAGUCUCCUCUUGGUAUUGAAGGUUGUCUUCCAAACCAUUCAGGGGAUGUGAUAUCGCUGCUUAAGAAGCUUUUAUGUUAUGAUCCAGCUAGUAGAGCUACUGCUAUGGAGAUGUUGAGUGAUAAGUAUUUCAGUGAAGAGCCACUUCCAGUUCCAGUUUCAGAGCUCUAUGUGCCUCCCACGAGGAGUGGGCCAGAUGAUGAGGAUUCACCGGGGAAGUGGAAUGAUUACAGAGGAAUGGAUUCGGAUUCAGAUUUUGACGGGUUUGGGGGUGUGAAUGUAAAGCCUACGAGUAGUGGAUUUACAAUAGAAUUCCCCUGA